Messenger RNA from Corythoichthys intestinalis (scribbled pipefish), 2500 nucleotides. Its product is annotated as arrestin domain-containing protein 3-like. Gene Ontology annotation, cellular component: cytoplasm. The transcript is spliced from 7 exons. Lineage: Eukaryota; Metazoa; Chordata; Actinopteri; Syngnathiformes; Syngnathidae. The record is from RefSeq and is a predicted model, not a curated record. Bases 279 to 1568 code for a protein of 429 amino acids. Gene Ontology annotation, biological process: protein transport.
AAGGGCGUCGUCUUUGUGACGUCAUAGGGCGAUGACGGCCGCUCGUCAUCAGAGGCGCCCGUGCCUUCUCCUUUCCUUGCGUGCGCCGCCUUUCAGAGGAGCCUGGCAGUACUCGGUCACAGUCGCCGAACCGAACAGAACCGAAGCCGAGCGGGGCGGGAGCCGAAACCCCCGAUGAGCCUGCAGCAGCGAGGCCGGGCGGGCUCUGCGCGGGCCACCGGGAGCUAGGGCCGGGCGGGGGUGCAUUGGCCGCGGCUCCGGCCGUCCGUCAUCGCAUCAUGGUCGUGGGCAAAGUUCGGGCGCUGGCUGUCUGCUUCGACACGUUGAACGACAGCAACGCGCCGGUCUUCUCCGGCGGAGAGCUGGUGUCCGGCCGCGUUCUGGUGGACGUGGCCGGCGACGUGCGGGUCCGCAGCUUGGCCGUGACUGCGCGCGGGGUAGCCAAGGUCCGCUGGACCGAGUCCCGCAACGCCGCCGCCAGCACUGCCUACACGCAGAACUACACCGAGGAGGUGGAGUACCUGCACCACCGGGAUGUCCUCAUCGGGAGUGCCGAGGAGCGAGAUGAGGAGGACGCGGCGGCGGACGAAGGCGGCGUGACCAUCCUGCACGCCGGCCUGCACGAGUUGGCCUUCAGCUUCCAGCUGCCGCAGAUGGCGCUGGCCACGUCGUUCGAGGGCAAACACGGCAGCGUGAGGUACUGGGUGAAGGCGGAGCUUCGCCGCCCGUGGAUGCUCCCCGUCAAGGUCAAGAAGGAGUUUGUCGUCUUCGAGCACAUCGACAUCAACACGCCCCUGCUGCUGGCUCCUCAAGCCGGCAGCAAAGAGAAGACCUUAUGCUGCUGGUUGUGUGCGUCGGGUCCCAUCUCGCUCAGCGCCAAGGUGGCCCGCAAAGGCUACACGCCAGGCGACUCCAUCCAGAUCUUCGCCGAGGUGGAGAACUGCUCCACCCGCGUGGUGGUACCCAAGGCGGCUCUGUACCAGACCCAGACCUUCUUCGCCAAAGGCAAGGGCAAAGAGAUCCGGCAGCUGGUGUCCAACCUGAGGGGCGAGGCCCUGGCUCAGGGCAAGAGUCAGAGCUGGGAGGGCCGCGUGCUCAAAAUCCCACCCGUGUCGCCGUCCAUCCUCGACUGCCCCAUCAUACGCGUCGAGUACGCCCUCGUGGUGUACGUGGACGUUCCGGGCGGACUGAACUUGUCGCUGUCACUGCCGUUGGUAAUUGGGACCAUCCCCCUGCACAACGCCACUUCUCGUACUUCCAGCAUCAGCAUCAGCAGCAGCGGCAGCGCCUCCACCUGGGCGGGAGUGGCAGAGCGGCCCGAGGGCGGACCCUUAUCCGGAGCCGGCAGCGUGUCCGUCACGCUGAAGAGAGGAAAAAGUCCGACGAUUCAUCGAUGGAUGAGGAUUCCCGAGAUGCUCUUUGCACAUGAGAGCGAGCGAGCGAACAUUUUUGGGGGGAAAAGACUGACACGGACGUCACUCGACGCACUUAAACAUGAAUGUGUGCACAUGGGCGGAGCUAAAAGCACAAACGACCAAUUUCAAAGAACCACAAGUCGCCUGUUUUGACGUUUGCUCCCAGCAAAAUAUUCUUCCUUACGAUAAGAAGUAAACGACUUUUGGAUGAGAGCGUAUGACAAAAAGUUUUUAAAAAAUUAAAAAAAAAGAAUGAAAAUGUUUACUGGGUAAUUCCAUCAAACGUCCUUUCAAUGUUUGGGAGAUGACAAAAGUGCAAUAUUUUUUUCAUAUUUUGAGCUGUCCUUUUUUAUGCUGAACUUUUUCAUAUCUGUUGCUCUUUUUGAUCUCUGUGCUUUAGUUACUGUUGUGAUCUUGCUGUCAUGAUCAACUCUUGAUUCCAAAAAUAAAGUUUUAUUUUAUUUAAAAAAAAAAAAAAAAAAGGUUGAUGAACUCAUUGGUUGCCAUUAAUGACUAGACAUGUGCCGACUACCAGUUUCAAGGUAUACCGUGGUAUGAAAACGCUAAGGUACAGUGGGGCAAAUAAGUUUUUAGUCAACCACCAAUUGUGCAAGUUCUCCGACUUGAAAAGAUUAGAGAGGCCUGUAAUUGUUGUCAACAUGGGUAAACCUCAACCAUGAGAUGUGAAGAAAAGAAAAUCACAUUGUUUGAUUUUUAAAGAAUUUAUUUCCAAAUUAGAGUGGAAAAUAAGUAUUUGGUCACCUAGAAACAAGCAAGAUUUCUGGCUGUCAGAGGUCUAACUUCUUCUAACGAGGCUCCACUCCGCUAAAUUCAGAUUUCACCAUUAUAAUUGAAAUUUAUGUCAAAAUACUUUGCAUCUGAUGUGGUUUGUUCUCAGAUGAACAACAAGUUGAGGAAGUUUUGAUAUAGACUGAGUCACAGCCAGAAAGUGUUGAUGACAGUGUUGAUUACUAUUCACUUUUCCUCCCUCCCAAUUAAAGUCUGUCACAAUCAUAGCCAAUUAUACUGUAAAGCUGGUUAAAAUGGAAUUGAUGUUGUUGUAAGGUGUAUUAAAUACUUGCUCA